Molecule: messenger RNA, 1201 nt
Organism: Amphimedon queenslandica
Lineage: Eukaryota; Metazoa; Porifera; Demospongiae; Haplosclerida; Niphatidae
Product: tudor domain-containing protein 1-like
Exons: 3
Source: RefSeq, a predicted model, not a curated record
UUUAUAAAAAGAAUUUUAAUUGAAAAUUACUUAGUUUUCGCGGGGUUUGUGUCUGCGCAUGCGUACAUCAGUGUGCCGGCAUGUGUGGAAAGAUGUCCUCUCUGUCUUGUCCGAAGUUGUUGUGAAGCAAAAGAGAGAGAGACAAGGAACCCUCUGCUGCUUUUAUUUGAAUACCUAAUCCUUCAGGGGAAGUAUUCACACAUUAACAAGACUUGUUGGAUUGUCCUCAUUGUUGAUAUCAGAUUGUAGAGAGGCUGUUGUACAAGGUGAAGCAAGAGUACCUUUUACAAUUGAGAAAGAUAAAUUUACGCAUUUUGGAUUCAAAGGAUUAAAGGAUUAUAAAAAUGUCACAGCUAAUCUCUUAUCAUACAAAGUGUAAAGUCUUUGUUACGACAGUAGGGCAAGAAGGUCUGUUCUACGUUCACUUGGACACACCAGAAGCAUUUGACUUACCCAGACUCUCUCAAGAAAUAGCCGAAGUGGUCCGGAACAAUUUGGACAAGAAUAGAAGCUUCUUGCCUUCAGUGGGCACCAAAUGCUUUGCUCAGUCGCUACUAGACAAUACAUGGUAUCGGAGUCUCGUAAUGAGUUUGGAUUCUCCUACUACUUACAGUCUAUAUUAUCUUGAUUAUGGUUAUACGGAAACCAAUGUCCCUGUUUCUCGCCUCUUUCCUCAUAUUUCUAAAUUUUUUGAGAUGCCUUAUCAAGCCAUUCAGUGCCAGUUGGCUAAUUUUGUUCCUAAAGAUGGCGUCUGGACGGAAGAGGUCGUUGCUGCUUUAUCUAAUAAUAUUAACAUGCAGGAAGUCCCUGCCAUGUUUUGGGGCGAGUGUCCGGAUUAUGCCUCCUUCCUCACAGAGCACGAUGUUCCAUGUUACCUCACCACCCUUUACUGGGAGGAGUCCAGCGACCACACCGUUGCCGAGGAAAUGGUUUCCAUGACGAUGGGGACACACCCGGAAGAGUCGCCCGAAAAGAUGCUCUCGGUUCCAAAGUCAAAACCGAUGAAGGAGCCUCUGGCCACACCUCCAACUGAGUCUGAGGCCACGCCCACUGGAUCCAAAUAUACUUACCUGUCAUUUGAGAUUGGUUUGGAGUAUAAGAUUUAUAUUUCUCAUGCCGAGUCACCUGACGUCGUCUGGGGCCAGUUCUCUGAUCGUACUGACGAACUAAAUCAACUUGUGAUUGACCUACAAAGUGGUUU